CUCGAAGGCUCUAUAUAUAUGAAUCCCUUUUGACUAUUAUAUCCAACUUCGAUUAUAUCGUCUUCUUCUCUAGGGCCGCUACUUGAUCAUCUUCAUCAUCAUCCGCUACGAUGCCAAGUGGUGCAGAGAUCUGUUGUGAGAUCCUUCUAGCAAUUCUCCUUCCUCCUCUUGGUGUCUGUUUCAGACAUGGUUGUUGCAGUGUGGAAUUCUUGAUCUGUUUGUUGUUGACAUUUUUAGGUUAUGUCCCAGGUAUAAUCUAUGCCAUCUAUGUCAUAGUUGCUGUCAAUCGCGAACCCUACCCUGAUGAUUACUGGCGCCCUAUUAAUGCUUAAUCAAAUUCCAUUCUGGUGUAAUAUUUAAAUGGAGAUUUAUGUAUAAAACUUACAGAGAUUGGUGAAUAUCAUGCUUAAUUUGAUAUAUAAUCUUCUUCGCUUCUUAUGAUCUUAAUUUUGUGUAUGAAUUGGUUAUUAUGAUCUGAUGACCUAAUCUUUGGUCAAUUUGGGGAAA
Molecule: messenger RNA, 507 nt
Organism: Papaver somniferum (opium poppy)
Lineage: Eukaryota; Viridiplantae; Streptophyta; Magnoliopsida; Ranunculales; Papaveraceae
Product: UPF0057 membrane protein At4g30660-like
Exons: 2
Coding region: 111-332 (73 amino acids)
Cellular component (GO): membrane
Source: RefSeq, a predicted model, not a curated record